This is a messenger RNA of Cololabis saira (Pacific saury), 1298 nucleotides long. RefSeq names its product pleckstrin homology domain-containing family F member 1-like. Gene Ontology annotation, molecular function: metal ion binding; phosphatidylinositol binding. The record is from RefSeq and is a predicted model, not a curated record. NCBI's taxonomy places the organism in Eukaryota, Metazoa, Chordata, Actinopteri, Beloniformes, Belonidae. The coding region runs from base 63 to 863 and encodes 266 amino acids. The transcript has 2 exons.
UAUUAAGGACUCCACACUCACUGCAACUGCAAGUCAACUCUCCUGCUGCUUCAGUCACCACGAUGGAUCAGCUCACAUUUGAGAGGAACAAUCAGAAGCGUAUCCAAGAAGUGGAAAAUACUUUCGGUCCAUCGGGGACGCCCUUGUCCAGAUCGAGUCGGGUUCUGAUGGGAGAGGGCAUCCUGAUGAAGCAGGGUCGCAAGAAGUGGGAACGCAAGGCCUUCUUUCUCUUCAACGAUGUUCUGGUGUACGGCAGCAUCAUCAUGAACGACCGCUGGUACAAAAACCAGAAGAUCAUCCCUUUAGAGGAUUUGAAGCUGGAGGACAUGGAGGACGGGGUCAGAUUCAAGCACCAGUGGUUGAUCUCCACACCUUUCAAGUCCUUUAUUGUGGCGGCUCAGUCAUACGAGGAGAAGCAGGCCUGGAUGAAGCACAUCAGCGACUGCCAGAGCCGCCUGGUGCAGGACGGCAGUUGCAAGCCGAGCGCCGUCUUUGCUGUUUCCUGGAUUCCUGACCGUGCAGCCCAGAAAUGCAUGCGCUGCUUCUGCAAGUUCACCGCCACCGUCCGUCGACACCACUGCAGAAAGUGUGGCUUUUUGGUUUGCAACCAGUGCUCCAAGCAGCGAGCGGUCAUACAUCACAUGCACCCCACUAAACAGCUGAGGAUCUGCAAACUCUGCCACGGCAUGAAUAAGGAAGAGAACAACACCGGCCUGAAACGAUACAGUGAUGGGAAUAGCAGCUUAGAGGAUGGAGAUGAGAGGCUGUCCGGUGAUGACGAGACAAUCCAGCCUCUCGCUUCUAGCAGCUGGCUGGACACCAGAAGAGGCACCUGGGAAAAGAUGGCUACUUUUGUUCCCUAAACUCAUGUAAACAAUCAUGUUUCUAACUUUAGCUAUUCAGGUGAGGUCACAUAAAGAGAAAAGUGAGUUAAUUGCAGUCAAUUUUGACUGCAUUUGACACCUGUCAACUCUGACCUCAUUUGAAACUUUAUAAACUUUUACAUGUAACCGUGUUUAUCAUAAAACAGAGGAUGAAGAAGAAAGAACUGCAGCGACACACUUGAAAAAAAGACAAUGGGACUUGCAAGUGACAUGAAAUUGAUUUAGCUGCAUAAAGAAAGAUAAGAAAAAGAAGAAAAUGACAUAUAUUAUUUGUAAAUAUUUGUUAUUGUCCUUGGUUUAUAGAAACUCUCUCUUGGUAACCUUAUUUUUACUGUUUAUACAUGAAUAAGAAUUUGCACUUUAUAUACAUUCUUUGCUGCUACAAAAACUGUGAAUAAUAAACGGCCUUUAAAU